Messenger RNA from Macrobrachium nipponense, 453 nucleotides. Its product is annotated as putative nuclease HARBI1. NCBI's taxonomy places the organism in Eukaryota, Metazoa, Arthropoda, Malacostraca, Decapoda, Palaemonidae. The transcript has a single exon. Bases 1 to 453 code for a protein of 150 amino acids. The record is from RefSeq and is a predicted model, not a curated record.
AUGCAGACUGUUGAUGCUCUUACAGCUCCACGGAUGGUUCAAAGAUUUGUGAAGUUCCCAACUAAUCCUGUGGAAAUUCAAAGAAUACAAGUGGAUUUUUCACAAAUUGCUGGAUUCCCUGGUGUAGUGGGUGUGAUUGAUGGCACCCAUAUAAAAAUUGUUGCUCCAAAAGAUUUUGAAGAAGUUUACGUUAAUAGUAAAAACUUUCACAACAUCAAUGUACAAGUUGUUUUUUAUGCUAAUUACCUAGUGAGGAACAUUGUUGCAAAGUGGCCAGGAUCUGUUCGUGACUCAAGAAAUUUAUGUGAAAAUGGACUUUGGCGAAGAUUUGAAGAGUACAGAAUACCUGCAGGAUACUAUUUGUUAGGGGAUAGUGGGUACCCGUGUAAACGCUGGUUGCUGACCCCAUACCUAAGGCCUGAUGGACAUCAUCAAGAAGCUUAUCACAAUUAA